This is a messenger RNA of Anguilla rostrata (American eel), 2274 nucleotides long. RefSeq names its product max-binding protein MNT-like. The transcript has 6 exons. NCBI's taxonomy places the organism in Eukaryota, Metazoa, Chordata, Actinopteri, Anguilliformes, Anguillidae. Bases 306 to 2063 code for a protein of 585 amino acids. Gene Ontology annotation, molecular function: DNA-binding transcription factor activity, RNA polymerase II-specific; RNA polymerase II cis-regulatory region sequence-specific DNA binding; protein dimerization activity. The record is from RefSeq and is a predicted model, not a curated record. Gene Ontology annotation, biological process: regulation of transcription by RNA polymerase II.
CCGUAUUUUGUGUUCUCGUGCCUGGGAGGGGUUAGUAAUGUGUGGUGGGCGGGCCAGAGCGGUGUGCCGUUCGUCUUGUUGUGUUUUCGGGUACUCGCUUCGCCAUCUUGUUGCAAUCCCUCUACGUGUGUAGAAGGCUCCUCGCGACAGGGGAUCCGGAUACUUUCCCCCUCUACGUUUCAGGAGACCAAGAUAAAGGGGUCCCGUCAGAUAGAACUAACUUAAAAUACACACAAACAACAGAUACCCUCUGCAACAUAUCAACGUUAUUAACUCGCGACCGACUUCUGCUAUCCCGGGAAGAGAUGAGCAUCGACACGCUUUUGGAAGCAGCCAGGUUUUUGGAAUGGCAAACCCAACAACAGAUAACACGUGAGGAGAGCCAGCGGCGGGAGAAGGUUCUCCAGGAGCGGGAGGUGGAGCAGAGGAGGGAGGCGGCGACGUUGGCGCAUCCUGUGCGAGUGAACCAUGUGACCUGGGGGGAGGAGCCUCCCAUGGAGCACCAGCUGACCCCGGUCCCGCCCCCUCCGCUCCCUCCCCCCGUGCCCAUCACCGUCAUUCCCAUCCCCGUGGUGCCGGGUAGCCCCCCCGCCUUGGCCCCGCCCACCGCUGCGCUGUCCCCGCCCACUGCGCCUCGCCUCAGCCCCGCCUCCCCGCCGCAGCACCAGCGCCCCCUGCUGGCCCAGGUGAAGCUGGAGCCGGGCUCCCCGCCCCACUCCGGGAGUCCCAGCAUGCAACUGCAACCGCAGUCACAACUGCAACCACCGCAACACCAACCCCCGCAGCUGCACCAGCCGCAGCAGCAGCAGCAGCCCCCGCCCCUGCAGCCCUACCCGGGAACCAUCGUCUCCACCUCCCAGCAUGCCCUGCCCCCGCAGCCGGCCCUGCUCCAGGCCCCGCCCCCACAGCCCGCUCGCCCCUCCUCCCUAGAGGACGCCCGCCACCUGGACAGCAAGAGGAGGCCUGGCGGGGCAGGGACACGAGAGGUGCACAACAAACUGGAGAAAAACAGACGUGCGCACCUGAAGGAGUGUUUUGAGACGCUGAAGAGGAACAUUCCCCACGUGGACGAGAAGAAGACCUCGAACCUGAGCGUGCUCCGGAGCGCCCUGCGCUACAUACAGACGCUGAAGAGGAAGGAGAAGGAGUACGAGCACGAGAUGGAGCGCCUGGCGCGGGAGAAGAUCGCCACGCAGCAGCGAUUGGCCGAGCUGAAGAACGAGCUCAGCCAAUGGAUGGACGUGAUGGAGAUCGACCGCGUCCUGCGGCAGACGGUGCAGCCCGAGGACGACCAGGCAUCCACCUCCACGGCCUCGGAGGGUGAAGAUAACUUUGACCAGGAUGUGGAUGAUGACCUGCUACCCGCCACGCCCACUGCUCUCCCAAAAGUGCCUCAAUCGCUGCAGCCCGAGAUCCGCCAAGCCCCGCCCCAGGCCGCACCCCUGGCCCCGCCCCUGGCCGCACCCAUGGCCACGCCCGUCAUCCUCCCCCAGCACCUCCCCAUCCAGCACAAGCCCCUCCCGGCGCCCUCUCUGGCCCCGCCCCCCCAGGGCCCAGGCCACGCCUCCACGCUCCCGGCCAUGCUCCCGGCGCACUCGCGCAUCGCCACGGCGACGGCGCUGCAGCCCACGGUCAUCGCCCACGCCGCGCCCGUCUCCCACGCGUCCGUCAUCCAGGCCGUCAAUCACGUGAUGCAGGCGGCGCCCAAGCACGUGGCCCACAUCGCCCCCCACCAGGGCCCCGCCCCCGGCUCCGCCCCCUCCGUGGCCGUCUCCGCCCCCUCCAACGGGCCGCAGCCCAUUGGCCACAUCACGGUGCACCCCGUGGCCCAUCUCCCCGCCCUCUACUCCCAGCCCGUGGCCGUCACCCAGUCGGCGGUGGUGGGCCACAUCGCCCACACGCUAAGCCACACCCACGCGCAGGUGAACGGCUCCGCCCCCGGGCCCCAGGUGGGGGCGCAGAUGGUAGCCCAUCACCCGCAGCUGGUGGGACAGACCGUCCUCAAUCCCGUAACCAUGGUUACCAUGCCCUCCUUCCCCGUCAGCACCCUCAAGCUGGCCUGAGGGGUUGGGGGGGGGGGAGGCGCUGGUCACUAAAAAUUAACAGGUGGGGGUUGAGAGACACACACAUACAGACACACCUGCUGACAAUAGAACAUCAAAAUCCAGAUGAAACAAAAACAUUUUCAAAGACCGCAUUAAGAAAAUAAGCAUUAUAACUGUAAAAAAAACUCCGUACAUUCCCAAGAAACCUGAUUUUAUUUAAUUUUUUAUU